CUCGCACCACACACCACAGCACGCAGGCUCGAAAGGGAAGGAGGGUUGUAUUAAGGUACUAGAUGUCUUUGCUGUGCUCGCGCUGCUGCUGCAGCAGCAUUGGCCGGAAGCCGCGCGGCGUGAGUGGCAGCGCCGGCAGCUGCGGCGCCGUGCGUGGCGUGCCCGGGGUGCCCGGUGUCGUCGGCUGUGCGGUGCCAGUCCGCGGAGUCGACGGCAGCGGCGGCAGCGCCGACAGCGACGGCAGCGGCAGCGGCAUGGGCGCCAGCGGCAGCGGGGACGGCGGCGCGGCUCGCCGCUUCUUCUGCUGGAGGCGAGACGGUGUCAGCCAGGGCCGACACCGCCUCAGCGCUGCCCGCAUCCCCGCCGCGGCGCCCCUCGCCGCGACAUCACUGCUUCUUCAGGCUGCUACCCGAGGCCGAAGAGCGCCUGGUCAGGCCUGCAACGCCCGCGGCGCCCUUCUUCUCGAGCUCGAUGCUCUCCAUCGACCAGCGCGCCGCGGCGGCGGCCUCGGGCGUCGCACCCGUCACCGUCACGCCGGGCAGCGGCUUCUCCGCCUCCUCGUCGACCUUCGUAUCUUUGCUGCUCACUUCCAUCGUCGACGGGGCGUAGCGCGACUUGUGCUCUUCGCCCACCGCCGUGGGCACCGGCGAGGGCAUCCAUGCGUUGGUGGCGGUGGCCGGCGGCGGCGCCUGGAUGGACAGGCGGCUGGCCGCGCGCGUCUGCUCAAACUGCGAGUAGCGCGCCGCAAAGCCGCUGACGUCGCUCUUGAUGCUCGACUUGGACGAGGAGGCGUUCGAGUUCGUGCGGCUGUGGCCCGUGUUCCACUUGGCGUGCAGGUCGGAGCGCUCGAUCAUCGUGCCCUGGCUGGACGGGCGCGACUUGAGCGGCGUGAGCGCGUCGGACACUUGCGGCGGCGCCAGCAUGGCGGCCGACACCUGCGGCGCAAUGCGGUGCCACGGGCACAGCGGGAACAUGGCGGCGCAGACGAGCUCCGGCGUGGCGAAGAUGACGUAGAACGGGUACUGCGGCCGCUGUCAGCGAGACGCCUCCGCGUCGCAAGUCUCGCACGUACGGGCACGGUGAUCUGGAGGUGCAGCACGGUCUGCAGUAGCCGGUAGAGAGAGACGAAGCCUGUGGACGCAGUGGGGUGAGCUCAGUGCCGUCCUCGCUCCCUCAAACAAGCUCACCGAGGAGCGCGAGCAUGAUGAGAAACAGGCCGGCUUUGCGCAACUCAGAUCCGCGCGACCCGACGAUGCGCGCGUCACCGCGGCGCGCUGCAGCCAAGACGAAAGUAAAUGC
This is a messenger RNA of Tilletiopsis washingtonensis, 1299 nucleotides long. RefSeq lists its product as hypothetical. The transcript has a single exon. The coding region runs from base 63 to 1118 and encodes 351 amino acids. NCBI's taxonomy places the organism in Eukaryota, Fungi, Basidiomycota, Exobasidiomycetes, Entylomatales. The record is from RefSeq and is a predicted model, not a curated record.